GUGUCAGCUAUAAAAAAAAUGGCAAUGAUUGCAAACAGCAGCCAUAAAACAACAAAAAAAAAAUGGUGACCCGCACCCGAGGCAACAUUUUGACCUGUGUGCAUCGACUGCGGUUGGCAGCGCGGUGUCCGCUGUCUUAUGAAUGACCGUCGGCAGGUCAUAAACUUGACAUCUCGAGUAUAAAAUGCAGUUACACCUCGGUUGAGGACAUCAAACGCAGUCGAGAUGUGCAACCCACAGCAACUCAAGCAGCAGCAACAGCAGCAAAAGCAAGAGCAGUCUUCAAGUGCAACGGCAAGUGAAGCUGCCACAGCAACUGCAACUGCCUCUGCAACAAAUCUUCCUGCCUCUCCUCCGUCGCCUUCCUCUGCCUACGUUUUGUACUUGCAUCGUGAGGAAAUUAGACGCCGCAAGACGCAUUCAGCUCGUGCUUCGAUGACAAAGAUUCAGCUGACCAGCGAACUGAUUGCGAGAACCAAACAAAACAUCAGUCGCUGCAGCUACGAGGAUCUCGAGAUCUUGGCCAGGGAAACGCUCUUCAAGAAGAAUCUCCAAAGACAUUUGCACUAUCGACGCAUGCAAAUGCAAGCUUGGAUGGCCGCCAAGAAGCAAGGCAAAAUUGCCAAAGUGACGACGGCUUAAAAGAGCAGCCAAGAUCCGUAUUAUAACA
This is a messenger RNA of Drosophila nasuta, 670 nucleotides long. RefSeq lists its product as uncharacterized. The record is from RefSeq and is a predicted model, not a curated record. NCBI's taxonomy places the organism in Eukaryota, Metazoa, Arthropoda, Insecta, Diptera, Drosophilidae. Bases 226 to 642 code for a protein of 138 amino acids. The transcript has a single exon.